Molecule: messenger RNA, 1914 nt
Organism: Amaranthus tricolor (Joseph's coat)
Lineage: Eukaryota; Viridiplantae; Streptophyta; Magnoliopsida; Caryophyllales; Amaranthaceae
Product: pentatricopeptide repeat-containing protein At2g37320
Exons: 6
Coding region: 1-1914 (637 amino acids)
Biological process (GO): RNA modification
Molecular function (GO): RNA binding; protein binding
Source: RefSeq, a predicted model, not a curated record
AUGGAGGAAGUAAAUGUUUGUAGCAUCGAGUUUAUAGGUGAACGUCUCAAAAUCGACCCCAGAAUGAAAAUUUUGAAUGGUAGAUUAGCACUCAAUUCUAAAAUCCAACAAUUAGAUCCUACAAUAUUAGUGUCAAUCACAUUGAAUUUUCUCUUAGGAGCUCUUUGUAUGAUCUCGCGGUAUUGGAUGCUAUUCAAGUCUAAAUCUUCGGAAAAUUGUAGUGUUAAAAUGGGACAAAGGAGUAAAGAAGUAAUUGCACUUAAUCUACGAGUGAACUGUGAGCAUAUAGCAAGAAUACCGACUAGCUUAGUAGCCAUUUUUUUUGCAUCUAGUGGCCAAGUCUUUUAUCACUUCAUGAAAUCCUUCAAGCGGGCAAUGAUAUAUCUGUUGAUGCCAUGUUCCAGAAAUGUUAACUCUUCGAGGGGUUUUACUCCACAUAGACUAAAAGAAAGAAAUGAUUUCAAAAGUCUGAAUAAGGCACUGAGAAUUGUAAAUCUUGUGUCACCAAAAUUAACUAUUGGUAACAACUCAAAUCGCCAUAUUCAACUUAUUCAGGACUUACAACAAACUCAUUCUAAGAAUCUUCACAGAGAAAGAUCAUCUGAUCAUUUCUAUAUCCCAAAUUCAGGAAACCAAAAUUCAUCUGAACAAAAGUUUCCUUUUUCUUUCAAAUAUGAUGGACUUUCUGAGGUUUUUGAAUUGCAUAGAAAAGGGUUGAGAAUUGAUGUUGUAGUGCUCUCAUACGCACUAAGUGUUUGUGGUUAUCGACAGAACCUCCGGUAUGGAACUCAACUACAGUGCUUAGCUGUCAAGAAUAGGUCAUGUGUGAAUGUUUAUGUUGGAAGUUCUUUGAUUACCAUGUACACAAGGUAUGGGGAUUUAUGCUCCGCUUGUAUGGUGUUUGAGGAGAUGCCUGUGAGAAAUGUUGUAUCUUGGACUGCUCUUAUUUCUGGAUUUGCAGAGAAAUACCAAGUUGAUGUCUGCGUGGAGCUUUAUAACAAGAUGAGACAUUCAACUGUUAGACCUAAUGAUUUUACAUUAACAAGUCUCUUGAGUGCGCUUGUUAGUAAUGGUUCUCUUGGACAAGGAAAAGCCGUCCAUUGUGUGGCUAUUGUAUGUGGUUUUGAUUCAUAUGUCCAUGUUGCUAAUGCUCUUAUUUCAAUGUAUUGCAAAUGUGGUGAUCUUGUAGAUGCAUUUUGUGUGUUUGAAGUGAUGCAUCAUAAAGAUCUUGUUUCAUGGAAUUCCAUGAUUUCUGGAUAUGCAUUGCAUGGACUAGCUUGGAAAGCAAUUGAUCUCUUUGAGGAGAUGAGCCUGCAGAAAAUAAAGCCCGACAGUAUCACAUUCCUAGGUGUACUCUCAUCAUGUCGUCAUGCCGGGCUUGUUGAACAAGGUCAUAUGUAUUUUAAAUCUAUGGCAGAGUAUGGUGUUGAGCCCGAGUUGGGUCAUUACUCUUGCAUUAUUGAUCUUCUUGGUCGAGCUGGCUUGGUUGAGGAGGGAAGAAAUUUUAUUUUACGCAUGCCAAUACAGCCGAAUGCCAUAAUAUGGGGCUCACUUCUUUCCUCUUGUAGACUUCAUAAUAAUAUUUGGAUCGGAAUAGAGGCUGCUGAAAACAGGCUUGCAUUGGAACCUUCAUGUGCUGCCACCCACUUGCAGCUUGCAAAGUUGUAUGCGAGAGUGGGUAUGUGGGAUCAAGUAGCAAAAUCAUGGAAAAUGAUGAAGGACACAUCAUUUAGAACAAAUCCUGGAUGUAGCUGGAUUGAGAUAGGAAAUGAAGUCAUAAGCUUUCAAGCAGAUGAUGCGACCAACUCCAGAAUGAAUGAGGUUCUCUAUAUGUUGGAGGGUUUAAAUGGGCAGAUGACAUCUGAUCAAGAGACUGAAUCUUGUGAAAAUUUUGAUUCUUAUUCUUGUUCUUAG